AACACGGCGACAAGAUGGCCGCUUAUAGGGGAGUGUUAGGUUAUGAUGAUUAGUUCGGAUUUCUCUUCGUGUGUGUAGAUAUUGUUUUGUGUUUGCGCGGUGUGUGUGUGUGUGUGUGUGUGUGUGUAAUUGUGGUUAUGGCUGCGGUUAGAGGGUUUUAUCGCUCAGUCCGCCUGCUGCUUGGACAGAAACACACCGCGACACGGAACCAGGACAUCGCAGUGCGGAGUUGGAGUCGAGCUGCAGCUGAUCCAGCGCCGGAGAUCAACCAGAAUGAAGAUGUUAAUCAGACGUUUGUGAACCGAAACCCUAGGAAUCUGGAACAGAUGGCCAUCGCUGUGAAGGACCGAGGCUGGGCCACCGUCUGGCCCAAGAGAGAGUACUACCACAGGUUGGUGCUGAAGCGCUCGCAGCAUCACGUGUCUGCUGCGGUGUUUUCGCGAGACUCGGACGUCCCCGUGCUGACGUGCUCCACACAGGAGUGGGCUCUGAAGAAGCAGCUGAGCUCCACGCGCUCGGUGGCCGCGUGCCGCGCUGUGGGAGACGUUCUGGCUCAGCGAUGCUGCGAAGCCGGAAUCACUCGACUCCUUUAUCGAGAGGUUCCCUGGACGUUCCGCUCCGACGCCGUCCAGACGUUUUGGACGGCCAUGAACGAGGGGGGCGUGCUGCUCAGUGAACCUAAACGUAAAUUUAUUUAAUAUAUUUUUUCCCCUUUUAUAAUCGACCUGAAACUCUGAAUAAAGAUCUGUAUAAACAUGAUGGUGUGUUUUUUUUUUUUUAAAUGUAUUUUAAUUGAAUUAAUUCAAUUGUCGGUUAUAUUUGUUUGGCAGUUCAUGCAUUUAGUUUGUAGUGUACAGUAAAUUAGCAUAAUAUUUUUAUAUUUGCUGAAACGUAGCAGCAUUCAUCUUAAUCUGAUCAGCAAAUCAGUUUAGAAGCAAUAAAACCACUUUAAUAAAUUUAUAUUUUAUUUUAAGUCCAGCAAGGAUGCGUAGUACAUACUGUAGAUACAUCAGUGAUAAAACUGGAAGGGAAAAAAAAAAAGAUAAUACAUAUUGCCAGAUUACAGAUUAAAAGAUUCAGAAUUAAACAAGUUAGACGAUUUACCCCUCACCAGUGGAACUAUAAAUACGCGGAUUAUCUGGCAACCCUGUCUGUAAUGCCUGUGUAAAAGAUAUCAGAUAUUUCCAGAUCAGAGAGAG
This is a messenger RNA of Ictalurus furcatus (blue catfish), 1199 nucleotides long. RefSeq names its product mitochondrial ribosomal protein L18 (gene mrpl18). Gene Ontology annotation, cellular component: mitochondrion; ribosome. The coding region runs from base 138 to 698 and encodes 186 amino acids. The transcript has 4 exons. Lineage: Eukaryota; Metazoa; Chordata; Actinopteri; Siluriformes; Ictaluridae. The record is from RefSeq and is a predicted model, not a curated record. Gene Ontology annotation, biological process: translation. Gene Ontology annotation, molecular function: 5S rRNA binding; structural constituent of ribosome.